AUGCCAAAGGUCCUGGCCUACACGCCCGACUGGCUCAGCCGGCCAAACCCAGGCUAUCAUCUGUUUGCGCCGACACAGACGAAUGGCAAUGGCGUGGUAGCUACACGACGAUCGGAGCAGCCUGGACCGCGCAAAACGAUCGCUACAAGAGCAUCCGAGAUCUUUGUGGCUGUUGGAAACGAGAUUCGCUGGGCGGAUUUGGCCAACCUCAAGGAAGGCAUUCAGCCCGCAUACCGGACCCUCCGAGUCUCGAUACCGUUACCAAUUACGCGUCUCGUCAUUUCACCGGACCAAGACUACCUCGCCGUCUCUACUUCGCAUACAGUACACGUCAUCCUCCUUCCCGACUCGUCUCUACUCGAAGCCGGUGAAGACGAUGGCCCGCUGAAGCCAAAGACGUUCCAACUAGGACCGACCAUUCACGUCCUGGAGGAGUCACCCGUCGCGACAACAGUAUGGCAUCCUUUGGGCUAUCACGGCCGGUGUCUCGUCACCAUCACAAAGGCGGGAGUCGUACGUCUGUGGGAGAUGAACCGCGCUGACAGGUCCUCGUUCAGUGAACCCUCGCUCUCAAUUGAUCUGCCAAAGCUGGCAAAUGCGACAAGCGACAGGGAUGAUUUGAGUGCCUCCAAGUUUGGAGCAUCGAAGGGCUUCUCCCCGGAUUCCGUGGAGCUUGAAGUAGCAUCCGCUUGUUUUGGCGACUUUCCAGAGCAAGAAGGCGUCCACGGAUGGGCACCCAUGACUCUAUGGAUCGCCACGGUAUCCGGAGACGUGUAUGCUCUGUGUCCCUUGCUGCCGAGAAAGUGGCAGCUGGUCGAGUCACCCGGGAGCCACACAUUCCUUCAAACCCUAGCCUCCUCGAUCAACAUCUAUGACGCCGAAAUCUCCGACAACGACGACGCACCCAGGCACGACGUCGUGACGUCGGAGAAGCAAAUUAAGUGGCUCUCUGACAUCCUGUAUGAGGAGCCACACGUAGAGGAGAGACCGAGUGGUGAUUCGGUCAAGGUCUUUGCACGUCCAGCAAGCGUUCCCACCGUCCCGUUGCUGCAGGGACCAUUCACCAUUGCACCAGAAGUUGAUGACUUUGAGCUCAGCGACAUGAUUGUCUUUUCCCUCAAGAACAUGUCUGAAGUCGAUGAUGAGGACGACGAGGACGAAGCAGGAGAAUAUGUUGCGGAAGGUCUACCGACUGCUAUUGUAUGCUUGCUCACUGAUACUAGCGAAAUCCACGUCUGCUUGGAUGUCGAGGGUAUCGUUGGACGAUGGCUGCCUUCUCUUGAGGAUGAGAUUGAUGUGCCAGCAACAACCGAGCAUGCGCUCAUCCUUGCGGAAACCAUCGCUCUGGUAGAGGGUGGUGAAUCUUCCUUCAGCCAGAGCAUCACACCAGAUGUACAUACGGACUUUUCAUUCUUCGUCUCACACGCCAGUGGGGUUUUCUACGUGUCAAUGGAGCCGUGGAUUAGGAACGUAGAGAAGGAGCUAUCCCAACCGCAAACACUGGGCUCGCCUUUCCGUCUGGACAGAGUACUGGAAGCGGCGAACACUUCAGUAGAACGAUGCCUACAGCGGCGCGUCAACGGCGAUGUGGCCGAACAAGAAGUCACCUCGGCUGCUGUCAUCGAAGAUGGAAACAUUGGAUACAUCCUGCUCACUACCGUCGAUGGCGAACCACAAGCAGUGCUGCUCGAUGCACCAGAAGAUGAUGUUAUUUCCCAGGAGGAGUUGGCUAGGUAUAUGACCCUUUCCAGUCCUAACACGGAAGUGCGUGCAGCCUGGCAACCCCCGAAGGAACUGUACCAACAAGUUGAUUUGUUUGGAUCCAUCAAGAUUCCUGCGCGGCACAAAGCGUUACUGAAGGAUGAAAUCAGGCUGUCACCUGCAAAUCUUGGCCUACUCAUGGACAUCCACCGCGUGCUUUCUGCGCAGACAUCGAAGCUCCAACACGCAGUAUCGGACUUGUUCAACCGCGCAACACGACUCCAGGAAGAGUUCAGGGACCAAAUGUACAGAACUUCGGGCAUUGCGGCCAACAUUAAGAAAGUCACCGGUAACGACGAGGACGGCUCGGAUGAUGGGUCAUCCUACGAUGUCAACAAGAUCGAUGUCCGCAUUGACAACGCCAAAGCACGACAAGACCAGCUCAAUGCUCGCUACGAAGCUCUCCGACGUAGGAUGAUUAGUGUGGGCACCAGUCAACUCAGUGAAAAGGAGAGCAACUGGAUCGAGGAGUUACAAAUCAUGGACAGCUCAGUCGACCCUUCAAGCAACACUCUAAGUGGCGACAUUGAUGGAAGCGACCACCCAGCAUGGCAGCGUCUGAACCGCAUCAAGGAAGAGCAAAAGGCUCAAGCACAGAAGAUUGAAGAAGCCCUGAACUCUGUCAAGCUGCUAGGAAACGGCGAGCAGACGCCGCGCAGCGCCGUCAAAGUACCAAGCUAUUCUAGAAAAGCGGAGAAUGAACAGGUGCAGGAACUCAUACAAAGGAACGACAUGCUCGUCGAAGCUGCCGUGGACAGACUAAGGAGGCUGGGUAUAAAUAUCCCUGUUGAAACGGGAAGCUGAGUGUUUGUAAGCAAGGGUAUCCAUAUAGUAGCAUGUAGCUGUAGCUGACCCGUUGAUGGCUGAUUGAUGAGUUGAAACGAUUGCAGAAAGACGCAUUGCUGCAAGACAUAGCCACACACACGUGCUGAUUGAACUACAUAUAACGUC
Molecule: messenger RNA, 2712 nt
Organism: Pyrenophora tritici-repentis Pt-1C-BFP
Lineage: Eukaryota; Fungi; Ascomycota; Dothideomycetes; Pleosporales; Pleosporaceae
Biological process (GO): mRNA export from nucleus; ribosomal large subunit export from nucleus; ribosomal small subunit export from nucleus
Cellular component (GO): nuclear pore
Molecular function (GO): structural constituent of nuclear pore
Source: RefSeq, a predicted model, not a curated record